Nycticebus coucang (slow loris) is the source of this 870-nucleotide messenger RNA. Its product is annotated as keratin-associated protein 10-12-like. Bases 1 to 870 code for a protein of 289 amino acids. Lineage: Eukaryota; Metazoa; Chordata; Mammalia; Primates; Lorisidae. The transcript has a single exon. Gene Ontology annotation, cellular component: keratin filament. The record is from RefSeq and is a predicted model, not a curated record.
AUGGCUGCAUCCACCGUGUCUGUCUGCUCCAGCAACCUGAGCUAUGGCAGCCGGGUCUGCCUGCCUGGUUCCUGUGACUCCUGGAGUGACUCCUGUCAGGUGGAUGACUGCCCAGAGAGCUGCUGUGAGCCCUCCUGCUGCGCCCCCAGCUGCUGUGCCCCGACCCCCUGCCUGACCCUGGUCUGCAGCCCAGUGAGCUGUGUGUCCAGCCCCUGCCAACCAGUCUGCACCAGCUCCUGCACACCCUCCUGCUGCCAGCAGUCUAGCUGCCAGCCGGCUUGCUGCACCCCGUCCCCCUGCCAGCAAGCCUGCUGCGUGCCCGUGAGCUGCAAGCCUGUGUGCUGUGUGCCUGUCUGCUCUGGGGAUUCCUCUUCAUGCUGCCAGCAGUCUAGCUGCCAGCCGGCUUGCUGCACCCCGUCCCCCUGCCAGCAGGCCUGCUGUGUGCCCGUGAGCUGCAAGCCCGUCUGCUGUGUGCCUGUCUGCUCUGGGGAUUCCUCUUCAUGCUGCCAGCAGUCUAGCUGCCAGCUGGCUUGCUGCACCCCAUCCCCCUGUCAGCAGGCCUGCUGUGUACCCGUCUGUUGCAAGCCUGUGUGUUACAAGCCCGUGUGCUGUGUGCCCAUCUGCACUGGGGUCACCCCCUGCCCAGCCCCCUCAUGCUGCCAGCCCAGCCCCUGCUCCUCCUGCUGCAGACCCUCCUCCUGUGUGUCCCUCCUCUGUCGCCCCGUGUGUAGACCUGCCUGCUGUGUCCCCACCUCCUCCUGCCAGCCCAGCUGUCCCCGCCCAGCCUCCUGUGUGUCCCUCCUCUGCCGCCCAGCCUGCUCCCGUCCAGCUUGCUGUGGCCUUUCCUUGGGCCAGAAGUCCAGCUGCUGA